Molecule: messenger RNA, 2212 nt
Organism: Bursaphelenchus okinawaensis
Lineage: Eukaryota; Metazoa; Nematoda; Chromadorea; Rhabditida; Aphelenchoididae
Source: the annotation of a GenBank genome assembly
AUGCGCUGGACAAUAAGUGUGGACGGUGGUCCGAAACGCGUCAAUCAUGCUGCUUGUGCUAUUGGCAACAAAAUCUACUCUUUCGGCGGGUAUUGUUCGGGGGAAAACCCGUCUCGAACAGCGCCGCUCGAUGUUCACAUGUUCGAUCCAGGUAAUUCGCUUUGUUGUUAAUUGAAUUUGCGUUUAGAAACCAUGAAAUGGACGAGGUUAUUUGGUGAAGAGCCCGACCUUCGAGUUCCGCACAAAAGCGUCUCGUCGGAGAGUUCGGUAUUCGAGGAGGAAGUCGAUUGGGAUCAUGACAUGUCUUAUGAAGACGACGAAACCCAGGAUGAUUACGAUUGGCGGUACAAUCCGCUGAGCGACGAGAUUAAUGCAGAGUUUGAUGUUGUGAACACGUUCAAAGAACUUCCCUUUAUGAGGUGAGAUUUGAAAGGUUUUUUGGGGAUUUUGUUAUUGACGAUGGGAUGAAUAAUAUAAAAGUUGUUGUAAUUUUAAGCCUUUUGAAUUAAUUUGAAGAAUUUUAGAUACGGACAUACUGUGGUAUGUUACAAUGGUAAGGGAUACAUUUGGGGAGGAAGAAACGAUGAGCACGGGGCGUCACAACGAUUAUACGAGUAUGACCCAGGUAUGUUAAUAACACCUUUGUUGUUUUGCUGAUAUUUAGGUGUAGUUUGUUGACUUUACGUUAAACAUACUUCUAGAAGUUUUUCUAGUUCAUUUUUCUUGAUUUACUAAUUAUUUUAAUGACUCUGAGCCAUUAGUUUUGUCGGCUUUUAUCGAUUAUAUUAUCAUAGGCUUGACACCUAUAAUUUACCAAAAAAUUAUCACUAAUAACUUAUUUUAAUUGCCACAGAUCAGCAAAAAACUCAUUAGUUGAACAAUUGGUUCAUCGCGAUCGUUGAUCGUUUUGUUUUUGCCAUGUGACUAUUAGUUAGAGAUAAUGAUCUGACGGACUUUGUACCACUGAUUAGGAGUAUAUAGGUCAUUUUGAUAGGAUGGUUAUGAAAUUAGGCUUAUCAUCAAAUAAUCUAUUCUGUAUUAAUUAUGUCACGUUUUUCUCGAAUUUGUUUGUUUCCUAUCGGUUAUGAGGUAUAAAGUACAGUAGGAAGGAAGAAACUACAAAAAUGGUGUUAUAGUAGGUAAAUAUUGGAAAAAAUCAUAUUUUAAUGUUAAAAAUUGAAGAUGAACUUAAAUAUGAAAAAUAUUACUGGUUUUUCUUUUAGAAGAGAACAAUUUCCAUCCAGUAGACUCAGUGAACGAAGCUCCACCAGCUCGAGAUGGUCACACAGCUGUUGUUCAUGGCCACGAAAUGAUCAUCUUUGGAGGAUUUGAAGAAGAUAAUCAACGAUUCAGCCAAGAAUGUUAUUCAUACAACUUUUUGAGCAGAGAAUGGAAGCUUCUGAAGACCAAAAACACCCCUCCACAGUACCGAGACUUCCACGCCGCUUGUGUCAUGGAUAACAAGAUGUACGUGUUUGGAGGUCGAUGUGACGAACGAGGUCAAUACCACAGCAACGCCGACUACUACGAUGACGUGCUGCGGUAUUUGGACUUGGAAACAUUGGAGUGGAUUCAGCCAGAAGUGAAGGGGGAGCUACCAAUGGGAAGAAGGUCCAAUGCCAUGUGGACUCACAAUGGCAUGUUGUACAUGUUCGGUGGCUACAACAGUCGUGUAGAUCAGCAUUAUGGUGAUCUAAGACGAUUUGAUCCAAAAACUGGCGAAUGGCACAAACUUUUGUUCCCCGGCCUUCGACCAACUCCAAGAAGAAGACAUUGCUCGGUUAUGGUCGAUGACAAGCUGUACCUCUUUGGAGGUACCAUGCCACAUCCUAAUAAGAAGAAUGGAGGUCUAUUGGACCUGGGAGAUCUUUAUGUUUUGGAGUAUGGAAAUGUGUUAACUUCGAUCUGUUUCGACUCGUUGGCUUGGAAUGGGUACAUGGAUUUGAUGCUGGAGCAUCUGCCAACUACUGUAAUGUAAGUUUUUAGUUUUGGAGUAAAAAUUGGAAUUAUUUUAAGUUUUGUAGGCUUGGUAUUAGUAUUAGGCUUGAGUUUAUGAGUAUAAAAGUAUUAGGCUUAGUUUUAUGAGUAUAUUUUUUUACAUUUUAAACCUAAAAUACGUUAAAAUUAAAAAAAUUUUUUUUUCAGUGAAAGCCUCCGCCCCAACCUCACGGACAAACGGUACCAGAACAUGACUCCUAACAAUCCGUACUAA